Molecule: messenger RNA, 730 nt
Organism: Perca fluviatilis (European perch)
Lineage: Eukaryota; Metazoa; Chordata; Actinopteri; Perciformes; Percidae
Exons: 3
Coding region: 16-693 (225 amino acids)
Biological process (GO): negative regulation of T cell proliferation; positive regulation of T cell proliferation; cell surface receptor signaling pathway
Cellular component (GO): external side of plasma membrane
Source: RefSeq, a predicted model, not a curated record
UCACAGGGAGAGAAGAUGAUCUGCAGCAUCCUGCUGCUCAUCAUCCUGACCUCCUGUGUCUCUGGAACAUUUGUAGUGAAUGUGACCCAGACCUCCUAUCAGGCAGAGGAGAACCACCACAUCACACUGGAGUGGACCUUCACAACCAACCCUCACAGUUCCUACAACUCUCUUAAUAUCUUCUGUGAACUGUUAACUGUCCUCAAGAAUCCAGUCCUGUUUCAUCUCCAUGAAGGAGUUGAGGUCCCAGAGUCUCAGGAUAAACAGUUUGCAGGACGAGUCCAGUGUGACAAAGACGUCCUCAGAGAAGGACGACCCAGACUUCAUGUGUCCAGACUCAGGACUGAAGACUCAGGACUGUACCUGUAUGAUGUGCUCACAGAUUAUGGGAGUAACUCUGAUAGAUGUUUGCUCAAUGUCACUGCAGUGAGGGAUCGGCCUGAACCUGAGACACCAAACACAACAAGUCCACCAAACACAACAAGUCCACAACAACCAGAGAGUCGGGGCAGGAUCAGUCUUAAAUGUGGACUGACAACAUUUCUCCCAGCUCUCUGUGCUCUCCUCUUAGUCUUCAGUUUUUGUUUUACCAAAUCUACUAAUAAUAAAAGAAAUCACCUACAGUUUGCAGAUGUACGAAUGUCGAGUUUAUCAGAGAAAGGAGCCAUCAGGACUAACAGCACUCAGUCUUGAGGACUCUCUUUAAAUGAAUCAUCAGAGCAUAAAGUUA